Messenger RNA from Humulus lupulus (European hop), 854 nucleotides. RefSeq lists its product as uncharacterized. Gene Ontology annotation, biological process: proteolysis. Gene Ontology annotation, molecular function: cysteine-type peptidase activity. Bases 16 to 570 code for a protein of 184 amino acids. NCBI's taxonomy places the organism in Eukaryota, Viridiplantae, Streptophyta, Magnoliopsida, Rosales, Cannabaceae. The record is from RefSeq and is a predicted model, not a curated record. The transcript is spliced from 2 exons.
GUUGCUUUGAAGAUAAUGAAGGGGGAAUCCAUGUUUUGUGCAACUCAUUGGAAUUUGCUUGAUGAUGUUGUCAUGCCUGUUAAUGUGAAUGGUCUUAUGCACUGGAUUUUGUUGCACUUUAAUGUACAGCAGAGAUCUCUUACGGUGUAUGAUUCAAUGUCUGGUGCAAAGCAUGAAAAUCAGACUUUACCUGUCGUUGAGGCAUUUGCUGUUUUGAUUCCUCUUCUUCUGGAGAUGAUUGAUUUCUAUGUUCGUAAAGAUAUUCAUCUUGAUGUUAGCCCGUAUGAUGUGGUAGAGAAUGAGGCUUUGAAGUUGAGCAUUGCUAAAGGCAUUCCUCAACAGACUGAUUGUGAUUGUGGUGUGUUCUGUACUUAUUUUGCUGAGCAAAUAAUUCUUGGGAAGGAGAAUGAGAUGCCUAAAAAUAUUGAUGUUCGCCUCCUUCGUAAAGACAUUGCUGUCAGCUUGUACUAUCAUGGAAAGAACAAAGAACUUGAGGGAUACUUAACUAGCGAUGAGUUCACUGAGAAGCUUCUGGAGAGGAGACAGAAAAGAAUGAAAAUUGCUGCAUAGGCUUUUAGUGAUAUUAUAUUUCUUUUGGUUUUUUAAUCUUUUCUACAACUGUAAUUAAAUGGUGAAUCAAUUUCUAGUUUAACAGUUAGCUUUUUUAAUUUUCUUCUUAUGUAAAACAUUGGGAUUCUUAAGGUCAUUUUAUAUAUACAUAUUAGUAUAUCGUUUUGUUAAUUCUUUUGCUGUUAGCUUUUUGGAAGAAUGAUUUAGAGGGUAACCAGGUACCCAGGUUGUUUAUUUUCUAACAUACCAAGGGUAACUGGUUACUUAAUUGUUUUCUUUUUAAU